Molecule: messenger RNA, 7950 nt
Organism: Paramuricea clavata
Lineage: Eukaryota; Metazoa; Cnidaria; Anthozoa; Malacalcyonacea; Plexauridae
Source: the annotation of a GenBank genome assembly
AUGAAAGUUUUGUUCUCAGAGCCAUCUGCUCAAAAUGAAUCAGAUGAUGCGUCUGUGAGUAUGUGUAUUGAAAUAUAUGAAAUAUAUUAGAAAAUUAGAUAAUGCCAAAAAACUAAAUUAUAGCUAUUAAUUUUCAUAGGAAAUGCUUGUCAUCACAAAAUAUUUAAUUUUUUCUGCAAGAAUUUUACAACUGUGGACGAAGCUGAAAAACACUUCAAUAUAAAAUAUUUUGAUGAUCAUUUUCCAUUGGUUGUGUGUAGUAAGUCAACACCAAAAUCAGGACAAGUCUGUGCAUGUCCAUCAUCAGUCAACCUUUCUCCAAUAUUUGAGCACAGUCCCACCACUGAAAAGGUAGUUGUUUCAGACACCAAUGGUCAUGCAAUAAAGUCAGUAAUUGCUUUAGUUGGUCAGUUGUCAUCAAUGCAAGAAGAGCAAUUACUCUCAAGGCUUUUAUUUCAGUAUAUUGGAGGUAUGUCCAGCAAUAUGAGCUCAGUUUUCUUGCCACAUGAUACCAUUGGGAUAAUUGCAAAUGCUAUGAAAAACAUGUAAGAGAUAAUGACAAGCCAAAUCUAAUAUAUUACCUUGGAAAAAGUUUGGAGCCUGGUAAAGGACAGAGUAGGUUACCCUUGGACAGGAUGCCUUAUUGCUUAUUAAACCAUAAUAUUAUAUUCUUUGGUUCAGAAGAUGUGACCAACUUGCACCCUGAACCACACUUUGUUGGAUGGAAAAUUAGCUUGUUAGCACAUUUUGGGCACAAGUGGGCUGCUCUUCAAAGAGGUCCAAUGUGGUCUGAAUGUGAUAAAGGGUUGCCAAAAGUGGAUGUAGUUACCAAUGACACUAAAGAAAUUAAUUUCACACAAAACAUGCAUAAGGAGACAUCCAUCGAAGAUGUAAGUGUUCCCAAGCAGUUGGAAAAUAACAUAAUUCACCAAGCAAUUGCAGAAACCUUUGGUGAUAUUGCUGGUGUGGAUUUACAGAAUUGCAUUGUUGCAGAUGAUGAACUUCCAGUUACAAUUACCGAUGAAACAGGUUAGUGCACACAUAUGUACUCAGCGAUAACAGUUCUGUGAUAAACAGUAUUGUGGAUUAUUAUUUCCAAUAGACCUUAGAGAUGCUUAUGUCACACAGUUUUCAAUCCAUAUAAACGAUAGAUUUUAUCCCAAAUGUGUUUUCCCAUAUUGCAUUGCAAUUCAUUGUUUGGUAAUGGUAUGACAUAAGAACCUCUAAAGUUUAUUGGCAACCUUGGUUGUACAUUCUUAUAUAAUGUAUGUACAUUUCAAUAUGAUUUAAAUUAGUGGUUCAUUUAGCAUUUUUCUAAAAUGGCAUAGCAGUGUAAAGCCAGGAGUAAAUAAACUUGUUAAUUAAAUUAACCACUAACAUCUAAAUUUUCAUUUAAACUAAAAUGUAUGUGCAUACUGUAUAUGUUAAUGAUACAAAUUGCUUAGAUCCCAUUUAUAGUUAACUAAGACUAUAUAUAACAGAGACUUUGAAUUUUAAUGGAUGAGUUGUACUUUCAGUAUAUUGGAGGUACGACAAUUCUGCAAUGAUAACUGGUCAUAGUUAUGUACUUGGUACUGCUUCUCAAUUUGGGAUCUUUUAAUAUUUUGUAGAAGUGAUUCCAAAUAACAACGACAUCAAUGAAACACACUGCGAAAGUACCCAAGUGUCGUCCCUUUGGUCAGGUUUGACCAAUGAAACAAUAGAGGAUAUGGGCCAGUCAUUAAGCAUGAAUGAUUUGACUUGUAUGCAUGGGUUGGAUAGGACAUCUGCAUGUAAAUCUAAGUGAGUUAAGAGAGAUCCAACAAAGGUACUUAUUUAAUUAAUUGAUAAAUACUCCCUUUUUUCCCAAACCCCUAUCAGAGUCCCCCCUCCCCGUGGAUGUGCAUAUAUAUAUAUAAUUGAAUAAUUAUUUACAAUUUUUAUAUUUUUACUGGUAAGUCAAAAUCACCAUCAAGAAGUGAAUGCAUCUAUAUAUGGGGGGCUCCUACAUGUGGGGGAAUAGGGUAUUAAUACACCUUAAUUGCAGCAGGUACAGUACAUUUGCUUUCAUUUGAAUUCAUGUUGUUUCACUACCAUGGCAGGCCCGAGUAAAUGUUGCUGGUCUUUCUGUCCACCAACUUUAACGUAACAUAAAAACAACUAAUAAUGAUGCUAUACGUCAUGCACUGCAAAUGUAACAUACAAACACCUUUUUAAAUAGAUCUUACGAAAAUGCAGUCCAUCUUGAAAGAAGACUGGGUUUUAUUGAAAGCUGGAUAUGAAGAGUCCAAGAAAACUUAUGAGAAGAAACUUGGUGCUAGUAAUGUUAAGAAAAACACAUUUUUAUUGGCAUGGGAUGUUGUUGAAUAUGAAACACUGUCAAAGCGAAAUCUCUCAUUCCAAUCAGACAUAUUACCAAUUGUUUUAAGACUGCAAAAUAAUGAACAGUUGGAUGGGAACAUUGCCAAAUUUUUCACAGAAAUGUGCAAAGGUUUGCUACCAUACUGCAAAGGAGUAUUUGGAAAGCAAAGGGAGGCAGCAAGCCAGGUGUUUUCAUUCAUUAUUUUUGAAGAGCAGAGAAACAUCAAAUCGUAUAUGCUAUUCCUGUAGGCAGUUGGUUGAUGAAAUGAGGAAAUUGGACAUGCUGAAUGUUGGUAUGUAUUCAACACACUUGUACUGUAGUGUUUUACCAAGAAUAAAAGUAACAGUGUACUAUAUAGCUUUUACGGAUUUAGGUAUCAUAAUGCAGUAAUCCAUUAAUAGGCAAUAUCACUUGGGCUUAUAAAAUCUUCCAGUUUACUGCAAACACAAUAAUGUAGACACCGUUCUUAUGUUCACUUAGUAUGUAUACAGUAUGUACAUUUUAUCAUUUUCUAAGAUUUGUUACGGACAGAGAGUUGAACUCUUUACGAAUGAUGGCGCUGAAAGACCACUAGUUCGCCAAGCCAACUCUAGAAUGUUGCUGCAGUGUGUGGGGUAACUGUUCUGGGGAUGCACUUAGUCAAUUAACUUCCACCCAAAAAAGAGCUGCAAGAAUUCUCGUGAAUGUGGACUACACUACUCCAUCCUUAACUUUGUUCCAACACCUUCAAAUCAUCCCUAUAGUCGAUACCAUCCGCCAUCACAUCCUUCUACAAACCUUCAACUGUUUCCACAAAAUUAGCCCACCUUGCCUCAGCACGCUUGUAGAAAAGCCGACACACCACCACUCUACAAGGGCAGUAGAAAACAAUAACCUGUUUCUCCCCAAAGCCAGGACCAACGCAGGGAAACGCAGGUUUUCGUUUCUGGCUCCUUCCUUGUGGAACAAAUUUCCAGACGUGGGAAAAAAACUUACCACAACACACGGGUUUAGAUCGUUCUGUAAAGAACACUUUAAGAACAAACUGGCUAAGAUGAUUGAAUUGAACACAAAAAGAUUAUAGUAAUAUAAAACUUUAAUACUGUUGAUAGUUAUAGAUUGUUAAUGUUGUGUGAUUGUGAUGUAUCUGUGUAUGUUGUGUGUUUGUGACGCAUCUGUGACCGUAUAUCCUACGUUUCUAAAGAAUGUUAACUGCACGAGUAUUGUAAUCACGUGAUGUAAUACAUUUCUAGAACUUAAGAGGACCAGAUUGGAAACAAGCUGUACUGUAGCUUUAUCUGUAAAUCCUUGUCAAGUAAAGUGUUAUUAUUAUAUCAACUAUUGAACUGAUUGCAAUUGCCAGAAAACAUGCUAAAAGUGACCGAGUUCAAGACAUGAAGAAGCACUUAACUCGGUCUAACUCCUGUUGUGAAAGAAGGUACAAUCAGUGACAAAAGGUUUUUGGACAGUGGUAUAAUAUAUACAUAUCUCUGCAUUUCCAAAUACUGUUCAGCAUAAAACCACUAUCCCUCCCUCUCCCACCCUAAACAAUGUUGGGUGGCUGGCAAGGAACAUUUUGUGCAGGUAUUUCCACACACAACAUUGAACAGGGGGUGCGGGGGUCGAUUAUGUUGUAAAUGUACGCUCUUUUGCUAUUUUGUCCAAAGUGUUUUGUCACUGAUUGUCAGAAACGUUAUUCUAAGCCAAAUUAAAAUAUCAGUUAUUGAAGCUAGAAUUACUUGUAUUUUAUAGUAUUACCAAUGGUGUUUACAAAUAUUAUAGAUGCCGUGUUUUGGUGAGCGUAUACAUGGUUAAUUUACGCAUACAUUGUAUGUCAUUAUUCUAGUUUAAUCAUAAUGCGUUUAUGCACGUUUCCAGAACUACUCAAACUUUGGGAACUUCGUAGUUUGGAACUGCAAGCGAAACUAGUAGAGCAAUCUGGAAUUUAGGGCUAGUAAACACGUUCGGAAGCUAAUGCAAUUAUCUUUAAGUGCUUAUUACGUAACUUUUGUGGAGAAUAUAACGUCAUCGUCAACAUCCGGAUUAAUCUCAAAGCUGUAGUAUUAUAAAGCGCACAGUAUGCAUGCUAUAAAUAAGAGGUAGUUAUAUAGAAAGCAAGUAACAAUGGCUUAUAAAACAGCUGUUUCAGAUACAACGCGAGCAUAUGUUCUAUUUCUAGGCAAAGAGGAACGAUAUUCCUGCUGAGCGAUUGCUAAAAAAGCAAAAAUAUCUAAAUCGUCAGUCUCUCUUAUCUGAGAGGAAAAGUUCAACGCAAGCAAGAUUUGAAAACAUGCAAGAAAAUUGGUAGACCAAAGACGCUGUCAGAUAGAGUUCGGAGAAAAUUGAUAAGAAUAAUAAAAACUCUUCGUGAUAAAGACCCAAAUUUUACUGUUGAGCGCUUGGUUGCGCGCAGCAAGCUGCUGUCAGGUCACAUUUCCUAUAGGACAUUUUAUCGUGAGGUGAAAGCAGCUGGAUUUGAUUAUUUACGUGCGAGUAAAAAGGGGGUUUUAACAAGCCGUGAUCGGACAAAAAGAAAGGCGUUUGCGCAACAAUGCAGGAAGAUUAUUUCCACAAAGCCCGGAUUCUUCUGGCGAAAUAUUGCCUUCUAUUCAGACGGGUUUCUUCUGUUUAUAAGACACAGCCUCUUAGUGACGCUUUAUAGCCCCUAGAGGGCGUGUCUAUGGAGACAAUUUAAGACUAGAGUUAUAAAAACUUGAUAUAAUAUUUAUGUAGAUUAUAUAAAUAAUAUUAUCACAAGGAUGCCUAUACGAAUGCACGCGGUAUUGCAGGCUGACGGCUUCAGAAAAAAAAUACUGGGAAAGUUACUAUGACAACGGGUUGUACAUCGUAUUUCCGUAUCAACGAAUCCCACACUUGUUCGCGUAAUAAUUUCCAUAUUUUCUGAGAUGUAUAUAAAAAUGAUCGUUGUUGGGAAUUUAAAUGCACAGUUGCGUGCGUAAAGAAUAAAUUAAUACUUUGGCUUCAAACAUGCACGCGUUUCGUUAUAAAAUACAGAGAAAAUGGGUUAAAAAUGGACGAUUCCCACUUUUCCAUUUAGUAUAAUUAUGAUGUCAUAUUUCAAUGUAUAAAUAGUGGGAAUCGUGGACGAAAAUCGGAAUUUUAUUGAAUCAAAUUGAUUUCGCUCGAAGUUAUCCACAUAAUCAAUUCCUUUGACAUAAGUACAAUAAGCUAAGAGAGAAAAAACGCAAGAAUUGUUGGACUUAAUCGCCUUUUCUACAUGAAAUGUGACUGGGAUUCGUGUGGGAUUCGUUGUCGUGUCAUAAGCUAAUUAGUUAGUGAUCACCAGAAUACAUAUUUUUUAACACCUUAAUAUACGUUAAAUUAAAACACAUCAUUAUAGAUCACUGUUCAACGUAUAAUACUAACUCAGCAAAGCACCGAGCGCAAGCCGCAAUGUUUCUUUGUUCAUCACACUGAAUAUGUCUAUGGAGCGGAAACAUUCGCCAUCUUACAUUCAUCAUUUCUGUGUUCACGUGAUCAAUAGAUCCAUUGUUAAUUAAAUCAGGUGGGGCGUCACACGUUGCAAGGAAUGGCGUGCCUCGCUCGAGAACAGUAUAAUAAUAUUGGUUCAUCUGAUUUUUCGGGGCUGGAAAAUGAACCGUGUCACCUUCUAAGACCUGCAAAAAGUCGCACCACGGUAUAAGGGAUGGUUUCCCCAAACCCUACAUUUUAAGCCAUUUAUACGUGUAUGAAUUUAUACCUAUAUAACGCUUAACUGAAAUUACUUUAUUAUGAGCCGACCAGCCAAAUAAUGGGUAAACACUUGUUCAGGUUCUUGGUAAAUUUAAACUUUUUAAUCAAGGCUGAACAUGUAAUAAAUACUUAAUAUUUAUGAUACAAUAUUCUGCCAGCUUCCUACAAUCACUGACAAAAGGUUUUUGGGCAGUGAUAUAAUAUAUACAUAUCUCCGCAUUUCCAAAUACUGUUCAGCAUAAAGCCGCUAUCCCUCCCUCCCCCACCCUAAACAAUGUUGGGUGGCUGGCAAGGAACAUUUUGCGCAGGUAUUUCCACACACAACACUGAACGGUGGGUACGGGGGGUCGAUUAUGUUGUAAAUGUACGCUCUUUUGGUAUUUUGUCCAAAGUGUUUUGUCACUGAUUGUAGCAUAAUAAAAUUAUCAAAAAACUAUAAAUGUUGCAUAUAAAUAUUUACCAUUGGCUUAAUUGAUUAUUCCUGAUUAUUUAUUAUUGUAAUUUUGAAAUAUCUCCUUUUUGCACCCUUAAAUUUUUAUGGACCCCCCCCCCCCAAUUUCUCAUCAGUCCCCCCUCAACACCAGUUCCCCCUUGCCUAAGUAGGUGCAUAGAAAAAAGUGCCUUGAAUGCACAGUAGCACUAUUUAUCAAGCAUGCAUCUUGGUUUUCAUCCAAGCAAGGCCUGAUACUAUUACUACAGUAUAUGAUAUUUGUAUGUCAACGCAAGGUAUAUAAAGUUCAUUUCGUAUUUGUGCACCACUCAUGCCUUUAGAUAAAAUAGCUGAUAGUCAAGUAUAACAUUCUUACCUCCUCUAAAGAAUUCAGAAGAAGAAAGUUCAUAGUAAGAUGGGCCACAAACAGAUUUUGCUUUCUUUAAUGUCCUCUGCGCGUCGACAUCUGCUCUUUGAUUACAAUCAUCAGGUCUUUUGAUUGCCAAUCAACUUCUACAAAGAAUUGCAUCGAGACGGAGUUGAAAUCUAGUAUGCUUAAUAGCAAACAGUCAAUAUUAACAUCACUAUGAUAUUAUUUACCUUUACUUGAGUCGUCGUUAAGCCAGUUUCUGCUACAGCGCUUUCGAUCAUUUCGCGAUAAUUUAAACCAACACCGACCAUUCCACGGCCGUAAAAGCUUUCCAAAAUAUCUCUCUGGUUGUCACUUAUUCUAGUUCUCUUUCCUGCCUCCAUUUUAUUACACAGAAUCGCAAAUAGACUAAAUAAUCUGCUAGAAAGCCUAGAAAUGUUUUCAAUAUGGGAGAAACCAGCUCACAGCUCCGAAAAGAACGUAUUGUAUAGUAACACGAUUGUGAUUGGUUUAUAUGUAUAAUGAUAUGCGAAUAUGUCAGCGUUAGGUAGCGCAGGCGAUAGACUGGCACGGGUAAUACCGAAUAUUCUCAAUUGAGAACAUAUGGGUAUGAUCGAUGUCGCAGAAUUUGUCAAAUAAUGUGAACAAUAUUGUUUUAAUAAGGCCCGCAUAUUGUAGCCUAUCGCAAUGAGUCAAUUACUGUGGAUAUCACUUAUCCAUAAUAGCAAACGAUAUUCCGGGCGGAAAACAUAGGUUUGUUAAAAAUAUUAUAGCUGUGACAACUAUUCUGAAUUUAAAUAAAGCCAUAAAAAAUCAAACUAAAUUGUUUUAUGAAUUAUGGCGCUAUUUAAAAUAGUUGUCUUGGGAAACAGGGUGGACUUUCGUCUACGCAUGCGCGAGAAACAUACUGUAAGCGUGGAGUGCACGUGAGCGCGGGUUAAUCGCGUCACUGAAUUCUAAAAACAAACACAAACUUGCCAAAACUACUCGUGUUUCUUUAGUGUUUCUACGCUCACAAUUUUAGGCAUUUCCAACUUAGAGAAGUGUUUGCUUUGGAAUAAGAACGUGAAAGUAGAAAUAAAAACUUUGUUGCAGCAGUUUAAUUUCACAGUGCAA